UUUGUUUCCGUAUUUUCAUCAGAAAAUUAGAUACAUGACAUGUAAUGCGCAUGCUCGUGCGGAGUCUUGGCGAUUAGAUUAAACAUUUCGCGUAAAAAGGUUCCAAGAAAUGGUGUUUUUUGGACUUAUUUUUUAAUUCAAUGGUCCCUUAGAUAAUGGAUAGCGGUUCCGGCUUUUCUCUGGUUUAAUGUAAACAGGUUUAUCAUGCCGCCUCGUUCUGUAUCACUUGAUCGUUAGUAUUGAUCUUGUCAUGCUUUUACUGAGCACAGAUAAAAGAGAUGAAUGAUUCAAAUAAAUUUAUACAGUCAUGAUGUAAAACAAUGAGCAAAAAUUAUGGAAAAUAACUUACCAUGUAAAAAAAACACAGGGAAGAGAAAAAGUACGCAAGUGAAAGAGAAGAAUAGAAAGAGAUGGAAAUAUGGAAAUGGAAAUAAAUACAAAGAGGAAACACAAUGGAAUAGAAUGAGAAUGAAACCUGAACUGAAAUGAGAAGAAAAACUACGAACAAAAACAUCAUAACAAAGGCAUAAAAAACAACAACAAUUACAAAGUCGAUUAGAAAAAAUGAUGAUUAAGUGUGUCAGGGAAAUCUAUUAAUAAUGUGACCGAUUGGUUGGUCGUAAACAGCAGCACACACAGCUGAAACGCAUGGGAAACAUCCGCUGCACAAAUACAUCUUCUGCUGGGGUCAAUUAUCCAUGUUAUUUUCAUAAACAUUGCCCGCGAUCUUCCACAGGGACCCCAGGUCACAGGUUAAUAAACGUGUGCGGGCAUACAGACAGUAAUGGGAAAUAUGUCGAGACUGAAACCCAUCAUUGAAAUAAGCACUUAAACUAAUAUGCUAAAAGCAAGCUUUACAUAAUGUCUGGAGAUCGAAUGGAAAGGAAAAUCACAAAAAGAAAAAACAAGAGAAAUGAAGGGAGAACGGGAACUAUCUUCCAGGGAUAUAAGAAAUGUCGGCUCGUUAGAAACAGGAUUAAUUAAUGUUAAAUAAACAGAUGCGUAUAUACCAAAAUAGUCAAAAUAAAAUCAAAAUAAUAAUCAAUAUAACGUAAACCAWACUAAGAACCCAGUAACGRCCAUACGGGCCGYCUUCUCUACACAUGUUGUAGUCCGUGAAAGCCGUGCCGGUCUACCUGGAACAAUAGCCCUACUGGUGGUGAUUUUGUUAUGCCAUGUGAUUUKUUUUAUGAAUAAUUAAAUGUCGAGGAAGGUAGGGAUUUCGAGACGAGCACAAAAUCAAGAUCGCAAAUCAUCCAAGCACAUAUACAUGAUAAACUUAGAGAGAAAGAAAUGUCACGACUUAGCUUUGCGUUACUAAUGUAUUGUUUUACGCAGGUCACGCAAGAAGUCAUCAACUAAAUGAACAGACUUGAUGAUAGUGUUGAAAUCGAAGCAUCAUUUUACCUUCUUCCUCGGUGGAAACCAUUUGAGAUGGCGGUGCCAUCCGUAGCCAUAGCUGGACCUAUGCAACACUUCACUAGACAGCACCGUGGAUAUUAAGAAGUGUGUUCUCGAGCAACUUGUCAUAUUUGCUUUUAACUGACGCUAACUUCGUAGGAAUGAAAUCUGGGUUAUUAUUUCUUGGGUUAAUCUUCCUGGAUUUAUGGUAUGUCCAGAGCAAGGAUUACAAACUUGGUCUUUUAAUACCAUACCGUAAUGUUCGGCAAGUUUUCUCAAACUCCUACUUCGCAGGAAUGAAGUAUGCUGCGGCAAUCACUGUCGCCGUACGAGAUAUCAACAACAGAACAGACUUACUCCCUAACGAUACUCUAUCUUUCGAAUGGAGAGACACGACAGCACCGUGGAUAUUAAGAAGUGUGUUCUCGAGCAACUUGUCAUAUUUGCUUUUAACUGACGCUAACUUCGUAGGAAUGAAAUCUGGGUUAUUAUUUCUUGGGUUAAUCUUCCUGGAUUUAUGGUAUGUCCAGAGCAAGGAUUACAAACUUGGUCUUUUAAUACCAUACCGUAAUGUUCGGCAAGUUUUCUCAAACUCCUACUUCGCAGGAAUGAAGUAUGCUGCGGCAAUCACUGUCGCCGUACGAGAUAUCAACAACAGAACAGACUUACUCCCUAACGAUACUCUAUCUUUCGAAUGGAGAGACACGRACUGUGAUGAAUUCACUACAUUAAGACAUCAAAUUCACAUGAUACAAAGGAACGUCACUGCCUUUAUUGGACCUGGAUGUCAAUGUAAAAUGGCCGCCAAAAACGCGGCAGCCUUUAACAAGACAAUGAUAUCUUAUAUGUGUAAUAGUCCCGAACUGUCCAACAAAACAGAAUACCCAACCUUUGCACGAACUCUUGCAGUGCAUAGUAAAAUCCUGCCAACUGUACUUGCUAUCCUGGAUGAAUUCAACUGGGAUAAGGUGGCUAUAAUCACCGAGAGAAAAGAUCAGUUUCUUGCAACAACUCAGUACAUGAAGAAAGAAUUCAAGAAAAAUGGAAUCAAGCUCACAUACUCGGCAGAGGUUCAGGAUUUAGAAGAAUAUGAAAAUUAUAUAGUAUUAUUCAACGACACGAAAUACGAAAAGGAAUACGAAAAUGCUUUUCAGCAAAUCAAAACAAAAGCCAGAAUUGUGAUUUUAAUGACAAGCUACCCUAUGGCACUAGAAGGACUUUACUUGGCCAACCAAGCAGGACUCAUCAAUGGCGACUAUGUGUUUAUUGUUUUUGAGCUUGAUCCAGUACUGGCAGGUUACCAGGCUAAUCAUAAACUCAAGUUCUUCUUUCUUGGAAAGAGGAUGAAAUUCGUGAUCGACGAGCUUCAAGCAGCUUUGAUAGUGACGGUGAAGAGCAGUAAAGGUGGUCGAUACAACGAGUUCCUCAAAAGCCUUAGAGUAUGGCAAUUCAAGGAUCCAUUUUACAAAGUCUACAACAUUACCCAGAAACAUCAGCCCGAGCCUCCAGUGUUUGCUGCAACUCUCUACGAUGCUGUUUAUCAAUUUGCUGUUGCUCUGAAUAAAACCUUGAUGUACGGUCAACCUGUGAAAGGGUCUGUGAUCCUUAGUCAUUUAACCAAUCAUUCCUUUGAAAGUAUUCGUGGAUAUCAGGUUCGUAUGGAUCACAAUGGAGAUGCUGAGUUCAAUCUGACGCUGAUUCACAUCCAAAAAGCCAAAAAAGCAAUGACAAGCAGCAUGGACGAAAUAGCAUCGUUUGUUACUUCAAGUAAUUCGUCUGCUCUAGAAGUCAAGUUUUUACCUGAUAGAGGUGUUGAGUGGUUUAAUGGGCGRAAAUGGCCGCCUCCUGACCAACCCCGGUGUGGAUUUGACGGCAAACUUUGUGUAAUUAACAAAACCAUUAAAGAUAACACUAAUACCAUAAUCACCGCAAUCUCUGUGGUGUUGGGCGUACUGGCGGUUCUCUUGAUUGCUAUUCUAUAUAGACAUUACAAAGUUGAAAGAGAACUUCACAGUCGAUUGUGGAAAAUCGAAUACAACGAUCUUUUCUUCGAUAAUGGUCGUCGAAGAUCAGAAGCGUCAAUAGGAAGCAGUAUAAUGUUUCCUCCAAAUGAAAUAAUAAAUAUUUUUGAUAAUAUGGUACAAAUGAUGGAAAAAUAUGCUGAUAAUUUAGAAGAAUUAGUAGCUGAAAAAACUGUACAACUUAUGGAUGAAAAGAGGAAAACAGACGCUUUAUUAGAAAGUAUACUGCCAAGGCCAGUGGCCGAGCAGCUCAAAAAGGGUAAAUCAGUAGACGCUGAAAGUUUUCACGAGGUUACGAUCUACUUUAGUGACAUCGUUGGUUUUACUAGUCUUAGUGCUGAAAGUAGUCCCAUGCAGGUUGUCACGUUACUCAAUGAUCUCUACACGCUAUUCGAUGAUAUCAUCCAAGAAUACGAUGUAUAUAAAGUGGAGACGAUUGGUGAUGCAUAUAUGGUAGUCAGCGGUCUACCAAUACGAAACGGCAGACGUCACGCUGCUGAGAUUUGUAAGAUGGCGUUACAUCUUGUUGAUGCGGUAUCRAAGACGUUUGUAGUACGACACAGGCCUGAUUACAAGCUACAGCUACGAGUUGGGAUCCACAGCGGUCCAGUAGUUGCUGGUGUUGUUGGUAAUACUAUGGCCAGAUACUGUCUAUUUGGUGAUACAGUAAAUACAUCGUCAAGAAUGGAGGCUAACGGAGAACGGCAAAGGUAAUGUUGAAACAUACUGGUUGAUCAGCGCUAUGACCUGCCUGCAUGAUAACAAACCUAUACCUCGAGUACAAGUACCUCCAAGCGAAACCCCUCCCAUAAUGACCAUAUUCACCACUCCUUCAAGCUCGCCUCUUUUACAGAGAAAUACCAACUUAAAAGUAUCUAUACGAUCACGAAACGGACAGCUCCAUAGCAAAUCAAGUCCUAACCAAACACCUGUACUUUAACCUUCUUGACGGAAUGAUAAACUGCACGGUGAACCGCUACCAGGUCAUUCACACUCCUCCACUGUGACUAGAGGUACAAACCAACCCUAAUAACGCGCCUGUACAUAAACAACCAUACAGAGAAAAACACUUUCGCAUUGUAAAUCAAACAGUUCUGUACAGUGAUUCAAGUAGCUUUGUCUAUCUCUACAUCGCUGUAAAAAUGACAACUUUUCGUAUUCAUCUGCGAAAGCAUCAGUAUGAUUGGUGUAUUAAUCGUCUGUCAUAUGGAAUAUGAAGGGGUAUGUGAAGGCUGUAUUUUCUAUUGAACAGUCAUUGAUAAUACCACAGCACAAUGCGUGCCUCAUUGGCGAUCUCACUUCUAUGAACGGGAUAUACGGUCCGACCAAACUGAAACUGGUACGCUAUGAACAUCAUUUAGCACUGUUUAGAUAUGCCUGCUAUGCAGGAAGAAAAAUCGUUCUUAACCAUCAAUUGUGGCAAAAGGAUAGUGAAACCCACAAUUCUAUGAUGGAAUCGUAUGCAUUGUGGGUAAAGCCCUCCACAUUUGACCGAGAACUCUACCAUAUAGAUGAACUAGAUGGCUGGAUAAUCCGUAAAGAUAUCAAAUUGGUGGAUCUCUUUGUACUGAACACGCAUUCCAACAUUUAUCGUAUAAAAAGUGACGUUGACGGUGGAUAACCCGUUAAGCUAUCAAAUUUGUGGUUCUMAAUUGACUGAUUAGCCUGCAAGAUUGACCAGUUACUGAAAUACUCUCAUGCUUCAUGCCAGGCACCUGUAAUUAAAUGGCAACUUUUACUGGAAACACGGGAUAACAGAUACACAAAACAGCGUUCGAAAAACACCAAAUGAUUUUAUUCAACGGCCUAAAGACCCCAACAAUUUAUUUCAAACUCAACGGAUUUCAUAUUUAUUGUUCCCAUAACACACCAUGCGCUCUCUAAAGUAAACUAUACAGCUAUUAAAACCUUCAAUACUAAAUACUGUUUUAGUGCUUUGUGCAUUCCAAGAGACCGCAAAGCAUGUUAGUGCACGUUAGGUGCGUUACUGACUAUAUAUAAACUUAAUUACUUUCUAUUCAAGUUAUUGACUGUACGGAGCUGGUUGACACACUCUGAAACAACAAAAACAGCUCUUUUUUAACGGCGAUUAAACGGCCAACAAUGCAUUUCAGUCUUGGAAAUACACUAUCUUCAGUAUUCAAUGCUUUGUGAUAUAGAUGUAUAUAGUACAGGAAGACCAGGAAGCCGAAAUCAAUCAACCUUUUAUUAAUAUAAUUGACCCAAACCAGAAUCCAGAUUUAUAGAAGCUUUGUUUAGAAAAUUAAGGUUUGGCGUCCUGUAGAUCGGAUUUUAAUAUAACAAAGUACAAUAAAACUAUAUCAAAGAUAUCAAUAAAUACAUUUCUAAAAGCUAUCAUUUUAUGUUGCUUCUUGAUACAGAUAUAUUAUUUUAGUAAUAAUAACAAAUAUUUAUAAGUGAGAAUACCUUGUCAAUUAUUGGUCCAAAACUUCAAAUUGUGAUUGUAAAACUAAAGAAAUUUGUAGAAAGUGGGAAAAGAACUGGACUAGACAGUAGUGUUACUGGACUAGACAUUUAGUAGUGUAUUAAGACUUUGACACAAUAAAAGCCAUCUGUGAUUUGUA
This is a messenger RNA of Exaiptasia diaphana, 6007 nucleotides long. RefSeq names its product resact receptor. Gene Ontology annotation, molecular function: peptide receptor activity; guanylate cyclase activity. Gene Ontology annotation, biological process: intracellular signal transduction; cGMP biosynthetic process; receptor guanylyl cyclase signaling pathway. Lineage: Eukaryota; Metazoa; Cnidaria; Anthozoa; Actiniaria; Aiptasiidae. The record is from RefSeq and is a predicted model, not a curated record.